UAGAUCUAGAUCUAGAUCUAGAUCUAGGUUCUAGAUCUACCAUUACAGUACGGCAGUAGGUAACUGGUGCUGUCUCAAAGAAUUGAAAGUCAACAAUGCAUCAAAUUUUCAGUGCUAUAGUUUUGUCAGUUGUGUGCUGCGCAUCAUUAGCUGGAGCCCAGAGUUCAGAAGAAGGAGAUUGUGAUCCAGACGUGCCCUCAAGACCCUUACCUAAGCCACGUAUACUGUACGCCGUAUCUUCGGGAGAUAAAAUUUUUUGUCCUGCUGGACAAUUUUGGCACGGGACCACUGGCGUGUGUGAGCCUUGCAAACCUGGACACUUUAUGACAGAAGCGAUGGCUCGGGAAGGAAAACAUUCUCACUGCGAACAAUGCUACGCUAUUGAUCCUGUUAAUGAAUAUCUCAAGAAUCCUUGCAAUGCUACAAGGGAUUCAGAGGUGUACUGCAAAGGGAGGAUGUACCGUAAGAAACGUUAUGAUGGAAAGUGUUACUUUGAUUGUGUCCCCUGCAGCCUAUGUGGGGUGAGUGUAAAUCUUUACUUGAAUUUUGAGAAACAAACCUGUGACGGCUAUAGAGACACAAUAUGCUGUAAACAAGACAGUGAUUUUGUUGAUGGAAAUGGAACAUGUGCGGAGAGCCAGUCAGGAUCACACAGGGAAGUGAGUACUACUACACAGAAGGAGAAUUUGUCACAUAAAAAAGAUCACUCCAACAAUGAGAAUGCUGCUCGUCAACCUCAGGCAACUGCACUGGUUAUCUUUUCUUUGAUCUUUUAUUUGAAAGUUUACAAUUUGUCAUUUUUUUAAUAAUUGUUUAUGUAUACAACUUUGCUCAACUGUAGGUUUCUUUCUAUUUAU
Physella acuta is the source of this 857-nucleotide messenger RNA. RefSeq lists its product as uncharacterized. Lineage: Eukaryota; Metazoa; Mollusca; Gastropoda; Physidae. The record is from RefSeq and is a predicted model, not a curated record.